CCCUGCAUUCACUAUAUCCGGUCUCCCCGGACCCUGCAUUCACUAUAUCCGGUCUCCCCGGACCCUGCAUUCACUAUAUCCGGUCUCCCCGGUCCCUGCAUUCACAAUAUCCGGUCUCCCCGGACCCUGCAUUCACUAUAUCUGGUCUCCCCGGACCCUGCAUUCACUAUAUCCUCUCUCCCAGGACCCUGCAUUCACUAUAUCUGGUCUCCCAGGACCCUGCAUUUACUAUAUCUGAUCUCCCAGGACCCUGCAUUCACUAUAUCUGGUCUCCCCGGACCCUGCAUUCACUAUAUCUGGUCUCCCCGGACCCUGCAUUCACUAUAUCUGGUCUCCCAGGACCCUGCAUUUACUAUAUCUGAUCUCCCAGGACCCUGCAUUCACUAUAUCUGGUCUCCCCGGACCCUGCUUUCACUAUAUCUGGUCUCUCCAGACCCUGCAUUCACUAUAUCUGGUCUCCACGGACCCUGCAUUCACUAUAUCUGGUCUCCCAGGACCCUGCAUUUACUAUAUCUGAUCUCCCAGGACCCUGCAUUCACUAUAUCUGGUCUCCCCGGACCCUGCAUUCACUAUAUCUGGUCUCUCCAGACCCUGCAUUCACUAUAUCUGGUCUCCACGGACCCUGCAUUCACUAUAUCUGGUCUCCCAGGACCCUGCAUUUACUAUAUCUGAUCUCCCAGGACCCUGCAUUCACUAUAUCUGGUCUCCCCGGACCCCGCAUUCACUAUAUCUGGUGUCCCCAGACCCUGCAUUCACUAUAUCUGGUCUCCCCGGACCCUGCAUUCACUAUAUCCGGACUCCCAGGACCCUGCAUUCACUAUAUCCGAUCUCCCACAGUACACAGAACAUGGAAAUGCAAUUAUUUUAGUAAACAUAAACUGCUAAAUACCUUUUCUCACCAGCAGUACAUAGAAGUCUUGUGGCUUUUAUCAGUGUCCAGCAGAGCACUGGUCAAAGCUUGUAGGAGGAGUUUUUAUUCUCCUCUGAUUGUCCUAUGAGGCUGCAUAACCCUUGACCCUCUGUCUGGACAGUGUUGAUUAGGGCUGUUCACAUGCACCCUCUGAAGAAAAGAAAACUCUCUAGCAAUACACACUAACCUGAGCAUGUGCAGAGUGCCUCCUAGAGCACUGUACUAUCAGCAGAUGGAUUGGGGACAGUAGAAGAACGGGAGGAUCAGAGAUGACAGGCUCAAACAGCCUUUUAUACAGUGCAGAGGAUUAA
Messenger RNA from Staurois parvus, 1221 nucleotides. The record is from the annotation of a GenBank genome assembly. NCBI's taxonomy places the organism in Eukaryota, Metazoa, Chordata, Amphibia, Anura, Ranidae.